Bombus pyrosoma is the source of this 2326-nucleotide messenger RNA. It is a transcript of the gene Arp1, whose product is annotated as actin-5C. The coding region runs from base 207 to 1337 and encodes 376 amino acids. The record is from RefSeq and is a predicted model, not a curated record. The transcript is spliced from 2 exons. NCBI's taxonomy places the organism in Eukaryota, Metazoa, Arthropoda, Insecta, Hymenoptera, Apidae. Gene Ontology annotation, biological process: mitotic cytokinesis.
UUGUGUGUUUUGUGUUCCACCUUUUCAGUUGCACUAUAGGAUAGUGUAGUUACAAGUAAAACUAGUUAUAAGUAUCGGUGACGCAUUACAUGUGAAUGAAAAAAGAACCGAAUUCUUUUUACGAGAAGAUGUCAAUCUUUAGAAUGUAAAAUAUGCUCGAAGUAUCUCAAGACUGUAUUUUAUUGGAAUAACUCAAUAAACCAAACAUGUGUGACGAAGAAGUUGCUGCACUCGUAGUUGACAAUGGCUCCGGUAUGUGCAAGGCCGGUUUCGCCGGAGACGACGCUCCACGCGCCGUCUUCCCAUCUAUCGUCGGAAGACCACGCCACCAGGGUGUCAUGGUUGGCAUGGGACAGAAGGAUUCCUAUGUUGGUGACGAAGCUCAAUCAAAAAGAGGUAUCCUUACUUUGAAAUAUCCGAUUGAGCACGGCAUUGUCACCAACUGGGAUGAUAUGGAAAAAAUCUGGCAUCACACGUUCUACAACGAACUUCGAGUGGCUCCCGAAGAACAUCCAGUACUCCUUACCGAGGCACCUCUCAACCCGAAGGCUAACCGUGAAAAGAUGACACAGAUUAUGUUCGAAACGUUCAAUACCCCCGCUAUGUAUGUCGCUAUUCAAGCUGUACUUUCGCUAUAUGCUUCUGGACGUACUACCGGUAUUGUAUUAGAUUCCGGUGACGGUGUUUCCCACACUGUACCGAUCUACGAAGGAUACGCCUUGCCUCAUGCUAUUCUCCGUUUGGACUUGGCUGGCCGUGAUUUGACCGACUACCUCAUGAAGAUUCUCACAGAAAGAGGAUACUCCUUCACCACCACGGCCGAACGUGAAAUUGUUCGUGACAUUAAGGAGAAACUUUGUUACGUCGCCCUUGACUUCGAACAGGAAAUGGCAACCGCUGCGUCAUCCUCUAGCUUGGAGAAGAGCUACGAACUUCCAGACGGUCAAGUAAUCACCAUUGGUAACGAAAGAUUCCGUUGUCCUGAAGCUCUCUUCCAGCCAUCCUUCCUAGGUAUGGAAGCAUGCGGUAUUCAUGAGACAACAUACAACUCGAUCAUGAAGUGCGAUGUCGAUAUCCGUAAAGACCUGUACGCCAACACUGUCCUUUCUGGAGGUACCACCAUGUAUCCAGGAAUCGCUGACAGAAUGCAAAAGGAAAUCACUGCCCUAGCACCAUCCACUAUGAAAAUCAAGAUUAUCGCACCACCUGAGAGGAAAUACUCUGUAUGGAUCGGUGGAUCUAUUCUUGCAUCUUUGUCUACCUUCCAGCAAAUGUGGAUUUCCAAACAAGAAUACGACGAGUCUGGACCAUCCAUCGUCCACAGGAAGUGCUUCUAAGCACAUCUUUGAUAUCUCUUGCAUAUUAUCAUUCCCCAAAUCCCGAGAGCGGCCUCUGUCUCGUUUCUCGACCAUAGGUAUUGUUAUAUGGAUAUAUAAUUCAGAGGAUUCAAUAGUAUAGAAAAGAUAUUUAGGCAUUCGAAGAUCAGUUUUAAGAUAUAGUAACGUCUAAUUGAAUGAUGCAGAAUGAAAGUAGUAAAUCGCUAAUUAGCGCAGAAACAGUUCUAAAAGAUUUUGCUCUAUUUUUUUCAUCAUUUAAUUGGACGCUAUUGCGUCUUUUGUGUACUCUCCGAAAUUCUGAAUACUUUAUUAUUCUAUCGAGUCCUUUGUAUUAUACAUCCAGAUAAUAUUCCCUAUGGUAGCAUCUAGCUAACCACCCUCACGAAAAACAUCUUUCUUAUUGUCAUCGCGAUAUUUCACUCUACAAUCGAAAUAAUCAUAUGUUCUUUCCUUUUUUCGAACAUGCUAUAUAUUUGCCAAUUUUUAAUAUUCGCGAGUUUGAGCUGAAGGUAAACUAUUAUAUAAAUUAUUUCGGAAUAUCGUUCCGAUGCAGUAUGGAGCCGUUGUGAUUAUCCUUAAUGCACGAAAGAUCUUUUAAUUUGGUGUCCUCCAAUUAAAUGCAUUCCGUUACUUUACUCUGCGAUAUUUAACGAGGUUUGUGUCAGUCUUUCUAGAAUUCAUCAUUCCUAGCGGAGAUAGGCCUUCGACUUAUUAAUCAUAAUCUUUUUUUAAUGUUACCGAUCGUUGAGGGAAAAGAUGGCUCUUUCCUUUCUUUUUUUUUUUUUUUAAUAAUGGGGGAGACCGCUGACCCAGAAAAAUAUCCUACAAACGCUCGCUCAAACGAAUAAAAAAGACACGGUUUCGACCCCGCAAGCGUAGCCAAAGUAUUAUAAUUUAUUCCCAUUGUAUUGUGCAAGACCAUUCACGUACACAUCUUAAAGACUACUUUAGACUUAUGGGAUUAUAAAAUAAAACUCUUAAAAACAUUA